Anoplophora glabripennis (Asian longhorned beetle) is the source of this 4288-nucleotide messenger RNA. RefSeq names its product anillin-like. The record is from RefSeq and is a predicted model, not a curated record. Lineage: Eukaryota; Metazoa; Arthropoda; Insecta; Coleoptera; Cerambycidae. The transcript has 17 exons. Gene Ontology annotation, cellular component: actomyosin contractile ring. Gene Ontology annotation, biological process: septin ring organization; mitotic cytokinesis; actomyosin contractile ring assembly. Bases 159 to 4073 code for a protein of 1304 amino acids.
CUCUUGUUUGUUUGCAAUUUGUCGGUUACAAUUUGCAGUGCACGAAGUUGAUUUAAAUUAGGUAACUGGCAUAAAAUAAAACUGACGGAAAUCGUUUUGUUAAUGCACCAGUGGAUUCAGUGCACAGUGAGUAAAAACUUUUUGUUUUAAUUGUGAAAAUGGACGCAUUUACAGAGAACAUACUUGCAAGAGCAAGGGAGAGACAAAAAAUGUUGGAGGGAUACUCUAACAACGACAAAACACCUUUUCGCGAAAGCAAUAAAGAAAUAAAAACUACAAGUCGUUCUGAACCGAAUUUAAGAAGCGUGAAAUGCACAAACCGUAAAGAAAUCGUUUCUGACUCUGUUUUGGAUACGGCAACCGACAUACGCGAAAAAAUUAGAGAGAAUAAAAUUGAAACUAGUACAGCUAAAUUUACGAGGCAAAACUCAACUACUAGGGUGUCUUCGGAUAUACCCGGCUCGCCUCAGUCACAGUUGAAGACUUUAAACAUUCAAAAAGAAAAUUUUAACAUGGAAAUUAAACUUACGGCCACGGAAAAUGUUAGAGUGGAGGUAGAGAUCGAAGAAAAGGAUGACAGCGAUACAGGAAGUACCGUCAGCGACGGCGGUUUGAGGGACGAAUCGAAAAGUAAAUUGAAACGAUUAGGAAAAUUAUAUGCAGGUGGAGACGAUGCUGAUAUUUCUUCCCCGAUUCAUAAAACAGAAGCCAAGUUUUACGAAAGAGAAUACAAAGAGGAGCGUAACAUGAAAAGCGAUAAAGACUUGGCCAAAAGUGCAUCGAAAUCUAGGAAAGGAUUGAGUAAGCUAGCAGAUUUGGCGCAGACUAUAAAUGAAUGGGAGGACGAUGUCCAUCAAAAUCGCACUGCUGUCGAGAAGAAACAACCGUCAACACCCAGAAAAACAUGGAAACCCCCCGCCCCUCAGCCACCCAACGCUUCAUCCCCUCCAAAACCCAAUCCCUCAAAACCUUCCCAGAAACCCAAGGCACCCGAUCCUCCGGUAGUUACAAAAGACACAAGUGUCAAAAGGAUGGUAGAAGAGCGAGGAAAUAUCACGGGGAGCCCAAAUAAAUCUUCCGGCAGUCCCCAGAAGCUUGCGAACGUGACGGAAGUGAAGGAAGCCGUCCCCAAACACAUCAAGUGGGAUCAAAAUGUCUUGGACACCCUGGAAUCACAAGGCUUUACUCGCACAUCUUCCAGUUCGCGGUUAGUAUAUUCGUAUAAUUCGCAGGAGCAGCGCUCGAAAGCUGAAGUGAGAACGGCUCAAACUACCCAAAUCUCAAGAAGCCAAGAGGAAAUAAAACCCGACACGAUUAUAGAAGAAGAGGAAUUCAAUGAAAACAAAAUAAUGAUGGAAAACAACAGGCAGUCACCGGUUAAGGACGUCCCGACAAAGAACCAAAAAGUAAAUGUAUCUUGUCCGAGCUCUCCGCAAAAAUUCUACGCAAACAAUCAACCCGCCUGCCCGAGGUCUCCGUCCAAAGCGAACGUCCGAGCCCCCCAAAUCGCCAACAAGGCAGCAAUGUUCGAAUCGAGCCCCAGUAAAGCAAAGGAUCCCGCGUUAUUGUCCGUUUCGGAACGUAAAGCUCUGUUCGAGAAGAACAGGGGCAACGCCUUGGUUCCGAAAGCUCCCAUCGGGAUGUCCGCGCCCGUUAAGGUGGAGACGACGAUGAAAGCCAGCAGCACGAAAAUCAUAACGGACGAAAAUGUGAAACCGAGUUCGAUACUAAGCAAAGAUAAACAGAGCUCGGUUGCGAAUAAAAAGAUUCCCGUGCCCCCGAAGUCCACGGCGGUGAUUAGAAUGGAGGAGAAGACCCCGUCUAAGGCCGGAAAGUGUGCCGCCCCGCGACCUGCAGGUAGCUCUCCAACGAUCGCGGCGAUACACCAGGAGGGCGGAAUAGCAAGCAAAAUGGCUGCGUUGUUGGAGAACAAGAACAAGUCGACGAUCUCGCAGGAGCAGAUCGAGAGCAGCAUCAAAGAGCAACGGCAGAAGGAGAUGGACAUGUUACUUAACCGUUUCCAGAAGAACAAAGAGGUAAUCAAAGAAGCCAUAGAGGAGGAUUCCGAUGAAGAAAUCGACGCUACAGAAGAGACGGCCAUGAUCCAUGGAAAAUCCGCCACGAUCGUUGGCGAAACUACAAGACCCGGAGAGAAGAGGAAGAGCGGGGGAAAACGACACAGUAAAGGGGACAGCCCGGUGGUAACUUCAGUACUGGAGGAAGUCAAAAGGAUCAAGGUGUCGCCGCCCAAACCCGGGAAGUUGUACCCUAACCUUUCCGACAUCGAAACCGCCACCGAAACCGAGGCGGAGAACCACACCAGAAGCCCAUCACCGGACAGCAAUAGCAGUUCCGAAGAGAAUUACGAAUCGGACGAUCCUAACACUAGUUUCGGUCGGGAAAUUUUGCAAGCCGUGUGCAGCAACCAAACGCCCCAAAAAAGGCCGAUUUAUGACGAGAGCACUGCCAGCGACGUUUCCAGCAUCCUGGACGACAUGGAUAAUUAUUUGGCCGAAGCCAGCGACGAGGACAACAGCACAGGUCCCACGCCCCCCAAGCAAGGCCGGCACGUUUCACCCCAAAUAUCGGCGAAGCCCUCCAACUCGUUCAACUACAAGAGUUACUCGCCCAACGUCGCCACGUCGAAAAACAAAUUCCAGUCGCCCGUCAAGAUAAUCACGUCGCCGAAAAGACAGGCGGAGCUGCCCACACACAUCAUGGAGGGCGAUAACGUGCUGCCGCUGACCCACACCGUUAGCUUUUAUCGCAGGCAACAGAAUCAGGUUCAGACGCCCGUUCGACAAGUAUCUCGCCAGCCGCUCAUCGAGGAGUCCCCGCAAGAAGCCUCGGAAGACGAGGAGGCCGUACAGAAGAAACUGUUCGAGCUGCAAGGGGAAGUGAACAGGCAGCAAAAUAUUAUCUCCCAAACUAGCCAGGCGUUGAACCUGUGCAGCGCCACGUUGGAAUUUUCGGGAUCGACGGAGCAAGUCGAGGCGGAACGAGUUUUACUCGUAGCCACUCACAGGAGACAGGCCGCGCUGCAUGAACUUCAGAGGUUGAGGGUCGAGAAGACAGUACGGCCUCAAAGUCAUCACGCGCAAAACCUUCCCUUGGAAAAGGGAACUCUGACGAUAUCCAACAUCGUCUUGCCUUUGAAGCAGAAAUACGUCAAAGCCCUGGCCGCAGCUGGCGGUAAAGGGCACCACGUCGUGUGCCUUAUCAAGUGCGGCGAGCAAGUAGUCCCGACGAAGUUGGUGUCCACGGUCGUGACAAACGCCAAAAAUCCAGACGUAGAUCUGUACGUUCCCGGUAACGUUACGCUGAAUAACAUUUACAGCGACUUUACCGUUACGUUUGAGGUGUACUGUCUCCAGGCGCAAGAGGAGUUUUUGCCGCACGAGAUCAAGUAUCACAUCAGCAACAAAAAGUCCGGCACAAAACUGACCACGCCGAAAAAAUCGAAACAGGACUCCAAGAUGGUGAUGCCCAUAAAGGAGUCCCCGGCGGGGCCUCAAGCUGUGCGAACUUCCUCGUUUGCGCUUAUGGGUUACGUUGUGUUCUCUGUGCAAGCCGUCAAUAAGAAAGUUUUCAGUUUGAAUAACACGCCGUCGAUGAGCCCGCUCGACGGCAGCGUCGAGAUGCGCAUCAGCUGCGAACUGGCCGUUUCCGUCGAACACAGGGGCUUCCUGACCAUGUUCGAGGACGUAUCAGGGUUCGGGGCGUGGCACCGCAGGUGGUGUUUGCUGAAAGGUCACACUUUAAGCUACUGGAAGUACCCCGACGACGAGAGGAAGAUGGCACCGAUAGACACGGUCGACUUGAGGAAUUGCAUCACGAAGCAUGCGGGUCCCGUUAGCAGAGAUAUUUGUGCCCGGUUGCACACCUUCCUUCUGGAGAGGGAAAGGCCCGCCCAAUCGCAAGACAAGGAUACUCUGGUGACGGUGUGCAAAGGAGACAAAACUAUUAUUAGGCAUUUGUUGUCGGCAGACACGAAAGAAGAGAGGAUAGAAUGGUGUAACAAGUUUAACGCGGCCCUGACGGCAUUGCGGAUGUGGGGCAACGCGCAGCAAUAAUCACCGUUCACUUUAUAUAUUUUAUUAACUAAUAUAUAUCUAACUGCUUAAUUACAUAUUCUUAUGCAACUUUUUUAUGUAUGUGAAAAUUAGAAUUUACGUUUCAAAUUAAUUAUAUCGAGGUGCCAUUCGUCUGACGAAAAUUGAUACGUUCAUUCUCGUUUUUAUCAGUAGAUGUUUUUUAACAGUUUUUAUAUGUUUGUGAUUAACAUCGA